Molecule: messenger RNA, 1428 nt
Organism: Puccinia graminis f. sp. tritici CRL 75-36-700-3
Lineage: Eukaryota; Fungi; Basidiomycota; Pucciniomycetes; Pucciniales; Pucciniaceae
Exons: 10
Coding region: 211-1428 (405 amino acids)
Molecular function (GO): oxidoreductase activity; FMN binding
Source: RefSeq, a predicted model, not a curated record
GCUUCUUCUACCGAUCAUCAUUCCUCGAUGGGCAUAUUCACAUAAAUAGCAUUGCAUCCUAUAUCAGCAGCAGAUUGGACUGGGUCAAGAGAACCAGCUUGUGCUCCUCCCCCCAACAUAUUUUACAAUUUUCCGUCGGAUUCAGUCCCUAAUUGCAGAAACAUAGAAGAAUAAGUGUUCCAAGAGAAAGAAGUAUUUAUAACUACAAUCAUGGAUCCUAUUCAAGUUCUUUCUCAACCGAUCAAGUUUCAGGGAGGCCUCAAGGCUCCGAAUCGCACGUUGAAGAGUGCCAUGACGGAACGUCUUUGCACCUUUGACAAGCUCGAUCUGAACGCCCGAGGAAAACCCACCCCGGAAUACCUUGAACUCUAUCGCGUGUGGAGCGAAGGAAAGAUUGGAAUCAUCAUCUUGGGUAACAUACCCGUCCACCGUGAAUACCUCGAGGCGGAAGGAAAUCCUAUCAUCGACAAGGACUCUUCAUGGGACCCGGUGGAAGCUUUCAAGCCGGUCAUGGACGCAUCGAAGGCGCACGGCUCUUUGGUGAUUGGCCAAUUGACUCACGCGGGUAGACAGACGCCCAUUCAGAUCAAUCCCAAUCCCGUAUCAGCUUCAGAGACUCAAAGUCCUCCCUUCUUUGGGAUGGAAUUUGGCAAACCGAGAGCAUUGAGUGUGGAUGAGAUCCAUGACGUCGUUGAUAGGUUCGCUUACGGGGCUGAAGUGCUCUACAAAGCUGGAGCUGACGGGGCUCAGUUACAUGGGGCACAUGGGUAUCUGCUGUCCCAAUUCUUGUCUCCUCGAGUGAAUAAGCGGACGGAUGAAUACGGUGGAUCAUUCGAAAAUCGCAGUCGAAUAGUGUUUGAAAUUAUCGAUGCAAUCAAGAAAAGAGUCAAGGACCCCAAGUUUAUUUUAUCGAUCAAAUACAACUCUCAUGACUUUAUUGACGGCGGAUUCACGAAGGAGGACAGUCAGAUGAUGGCCAAAAAAUUGGAGGCUGCGGGGGUCGAGUUGAUUGAGCUUUCGGGGGGCACUUACGAACUGAUGCCGCUUGAAGAAAAGAGAGAAAGCACGUUGAAGAGAGAAGGAUUUUUCCUCGAAUUCGCCGAUGGAAUCCGUCCCCACUUGUCGGGUGCCUCGGUCCUUGCAGUCACCGGCGGUUUCCGAACUUUGGAAGGGAUGGCCUCGGCCGUCUCUUCCAAAGGCCGAACGUGUGAUGUCGUCGGAUUGGCCCGGCCGCUGGCCUAUGAGCCCCACUUCGUCGCCGAGCUCUUGGCGGGCAAGACCAAGCGGGCCAAACAGUUGGCUUUUGAUUCCAUGCUAAUUUUCGUCGCCUACCAUGUACUCAAAUUGAUUGCUCACAAAAAGCCCAUCCCUGAUCUUCAAAAUGAAGAGACCGCUAAGGAGCUUAUUGCGUCGCUUACUGCGAAAUAG